Brienomyrus brachyistius is the source of this 1873-nucleotide messenger RNA. Its product is annotated as zona pellucida-like domain-containing protein 1. NCBI's taxonomy places the organism in Eukaryota, Metazoa, Chordata, Actinopteri, Osteoglossiformes, Mormyridae. The record is from RefSeq and is a predicted model, not a curated record. The coding region runs from base 3 to 1175 and encodes 390 amino acids. The transcript has 11 exons. Gene Ontology annotation, cellular component: cell surface.
UGAUGCUGUUACUCUUUGUCCCUACUGUGAUUCUCCUCCUGCAUACCGGGAAUGCCCAAAUCAACAACUGCUCUACCAUCUACAACAGAAUGCCCGACAACCGGGACCUGGUGGUAGACUGUGGCACCAAUAACAUCACCUUGGAGGUGAACCUGUGCACGGCGCAGUGGGGAGGCUACAAUGCCAGCGACCUGGUCCUGAAUGGCGAGCACAACAACAGCCUGUGCAAGGGCAUCAUCGACCCCAGUCGUGAUCCGCCCAUCAUCCGCUACAUGCUGCCCGUCAACAGCAGUGAUGGGAACCCCUGCCGACAGACCCUGCAGAUUGUGGAUGAGGUCCCUCAAGAGGCAAUCUUCAGCUCUUUCUCCAGCAUCCAGUUUGUUAUCAUCAGCGGCUACAUCGACACGCCCAAGUCCUCCUAUGGAAUUAUCAGCUACGCCACUGACCUGUACUACCAGUUCUCCUGCCGCUACCCACUGGAGUACUUCCUAAAACCAAACCAAAUUGUGACAUCCUCAGUGUCCUUGGCCACGAACAAUAACAAUGGCAGCUUUGCAAACACACUGAGCAUGAACGUGUACAAUGACACAAACUACACUAUCCCACUGGACAUACCCCCCACUGGACUCCCCCUGCGCAGACCGAUCUUUGUUGAAGUCAAGGCCACCAACCUCAGUAACAGUUUAAACCUGCUGCUGGAUCAAUGCUUUGCCACCCCGUCUCCCCUGAAUGGCUCCACCACUCAUGUUCACACCUUUUUCAUUGGUUGUCAUGUGGACCCACGAACGGUUGUGUACCAGAACGGCGUGGCCAAGGCAGCCCGGUUCUAUUUCGAGGCCUUCCGCUUUGUUGAGCACCGCAACAGGGAUCGGUCCAGCAUCUUCCUUAACUGCAUCGUGAGACUCUGUGAACCCAGCAAAUGCCUGGAGAUCAUGAAUGCUUGUAAGACCUCAAGGAAAAGGAGGGAUAUUAAAGCCUUCGGAGAGCCGUCAGUUAACUCGGCAACAGUUUCUCUAGGUCCCAUCUACACCGCAGAGGACGCCGUUAACCCAUCUGACGCAAGUGAAUCCACAUACUCUGCCACAGGCUGCGGCCACCGACCGCCUAGAUCUGACAUCAACGUCUUCUUCUCUCUCUCCAUUGCAGUCGGCAUCGUGAUGCUCAUGUUAAACUAGUUCCACCUUCAAAGUCACAUUUCCCUUCAGGUUUCUAUCACCCGCGUAGACCAACAAAUUCUUAUUGGUUGCAAAGGCAAAAACCAAAACUAGCUCCAUGAACACAUUAAUAUGCACUGAACGCAGACACUCCUUCGCCGUUCAGAACUGGUUUACGUGCAAUUACUGCAUUGCACAUUACAGGGAGCCCCCUGACUCCCCGAGGGGCAUUCUGGGUAACCUGCUCGGAUCAGGGCUCUGUAAGUGCUGAGGUCUCGCUGCAGUGAAGCGUCUCGCGGCACCAUUCAGCCACUUUAUUCCCAGUUGACGCGUCACAUUAUGUCUCGGAGGCUGAUCGACCUGUUGCUAGCCUGUGAUGUUUAUAUAUUUUUUUUCCUUGUCCCCGGUGCAUAUUAAUGUAUUUCAAUGAUCAAUGUAACUUUAGAGGAAUCCAGCCUAAAAUCGCGGGUCAUUAUCUAUAGCCUAGAACAUAAAACAACCCUGAACGUAUAAAUGUAAAGAUAAUGAAUAUUAUUAGUAGAUUUUUAUUUGUUUUAGAAGGCACUUUUAACUGAAUGUAUAUAGCUGAAUGCCUACUGGAAAAAUUCAGGUGAAGAAUCUGUUUUAAGGAGAGAAUAGCAGGUUCUUUGAUUUGAGACUCACUUGUGCCACUUGACCCCUAGCCGCUAAACUCCCAGAUUGCUGAUGUGCUAUAUAAU